This is a messenger RNA of Rubroshorea leprosula, 700 nucleotides long. The record is from the annotation of a GenBank genome assembly. NCBI's taxonomy places the organism in Eukaryota, Viridiplantae, Streptophyta, Magnoliopsida, Malvales, Dipterocarpaceae.
UUCUGCUCUUCCCUACCCUGCUGCAACUACCCGAAAGAAAAAAAAAAAGGGGGAACCCAGCCAUGCCUUGAGGAAACCGGUAGAGAGCUUGAUUUUUCCCUUCUUUUCUUGUCCAAGAACCUGAUUUGGAACCCAGAAAUCUCCCCCCCUGCAGGAAGCUUCCGGAUCUGCUCUGCUCUUCCCUCUGCUGUCCGUCGGCUUCAGCUUGUGGGUGCGAAAUUCUAGGCCUUUUGGAAUUUUGAUAGAUUUCCCGUGAGCCCGUGAGCUUUCUUCUUCCAUGCCGCCGGCCUCCCCCCAAUCUGCAGCUCCGGUUUUAGCUGGAAAUUAUGGAAGCGAAACCGAGGACGGGGAAACCACGGGAAGUGACGAGUUAGAAGGCUAGCCAUUUCGAGAUUUGAUAUAGAUUUUAGAAAUAAAUCAUGAUCUUGUAGUUGGAGAUUUUAAUUAGAGAUUUAUGAUAUUAGAACAAAUUAUAAAAUUUGAUCUUCAGAUUUUGAUGGUAUCAGAUUGUGGUAUGAUAAGUUCCGAGCCUUGUGCAUUUAUGGGAUCCAUCUCACGAGUGCACAGUGUCUAUCACGUCCCCGGAUUCGGGUUCUGGGGCGUGACAUAGUAAAUGUUGUAAUCAUAAGUACAAAUUGAGUUGGCUCAAGGGCACACUCUAAUGGUUGUGAUGAGCAACUAAUAAGUUAUUGACCCUUUU